Rhodotorula toruloides NP11 is the source of this 3222-nucleotide messenger RNA. RefSeq names its product MYB DNA binding protein. Gene Ontology annotation, molecular function: double-stranded telomeric DNA binding. Gene Ontology annotation, biological process: telomere maintenance via telomere lengthening. The transcript is spliced from 9 exons. The coding region runs from base 1 to 3222 and encodes 1073 amino acids. The record is from RefSeq and is a predicted model, not a curated record. NCBI's taxonomy places the organism in Eukaryota, Fungi, Basidiomycota, Microbotryomycetes, Sporidiobolales, Sporidiobolaceae.
AUGUCCGGCCUCUCGCCCACGAAGCGCGUAACAUCCUCAUCAGUCCGCCCUCUUCCAGCGACCGCUCCCCGCCCCCAGCCCACCGCGCCACGCAUGUUUACGAGCGCAAACACAUCCCCUCGUUCAGUUGGACGGACACCCCGCGCGUCCCUCGCAGCAGUCUCCGCCCCUCAUUCCGUUCAGCACAACAACAACAACCCCUCCGAGCGUCUGUCAACACUCGCAACUCCCGCCGCCCAGCUUGCGCAUUCGUCCCGCCGCGCACCGUUGACGCCUGCUACGACCUCGGCCGUGACGCGGAAUGCGCAGCUCGUCAGGACUCCGGCGACUAUUCGGGCGCAGGCGAGGUUGGCGAGAGGAGGAGCGUCGGGGUGGAGGGCGAGUCUGACGCAUGGUGGAGCGGACGAGGCGAGGAGGCAGUUGGAGGCGAGGAGAGGGUUGGUGCAGGAGUCGGCGGUUGAUGCGCUCGAGAGGUUGUUGAUGGUUGGGAGGGACGGAGUGGGUGAGGAUAACGGCGACUGGACGAUGGGCGAGGAUGAUGAGCGGCUGUAUGAAGCCUUCGAAGCCAUGAAGAAGGCGCAUCUCUCGUCAAGCGUCUUCCUCGACACCUCGGCCCUCGCCAGCGCAUUCCCCAACGAAGUCGUCGACAGCACUUCGCCGCUCAACUCGCUCGCUCGGCUAUCGAACUUCACGACCUUCCUCCACCUCGUUCUCUCGUCGCGACCGGACCCUGCGACGGGAGUCGCUAACCGUGCGGGAACUACUAGUCUCAAGCAGGCGACGGAGGCGCUGCUGCGGCAUGUCAAGCCGUUGGAGGAACCGGUGGACGACAAGGCGUUGGAGCUGCUGAUCGACCUCAAGACGCAGACCUUCAUUGCCACAGCGUCGCUCUCGCGCACCCCGAUCGACCCGAAACCGUUCUUCUCAUCGCCGCUCGCUUCACACCUCCCGCCCUCCAGCUCCAUCGCCAUGACCGACCGCGCCGCAACCAUCAAAUUUCAGGCGGCGCAAUCGAAGCGUGUUCAGCUCAUCCUCGACACCGGAAGCGAUUGGGCGGCGCUCAGGACGUUGUAUAGGUGGGAAGAGACUGCCCGCCAUGCGCGAGACUGGGUUGAGGAGAUGCUCGGGAGGAGUGGGCUUAGUGGUGUGGCGGAACGGAGUCUCGGCAGUGGUGGAGCGACGAGCGAAGGCGGACACGUCGAGGAGGACAUGCUGUCUGCGGACGAGACCGGCGGAGCUGGGUUAGACGACGAGAAUCGCGGCGGACUGGCGAACAGUUCGGCUCAGGCUGAAGGCACUCCGGACGAUGAGCGGGUGGACGAGACCGAGAGCGAGGAGCCGGAGCAGGCGUACGAUACCGCUUCAGAGGAUGAGGAUGGCGAGGAGGACCAGCUCGCAAGCGCUUCCGCUUCGGCUGAUGGAGAUCAGCAGGACGCCGCCGAACUCGAGCAGGACGACGAAGACUUCGAUGAGCAAGACCAAGACCCGCUUUUCCUCGAGGCUUCGUCUCAAGACGAGAGUGCUCGAGUGGCGCAACAGCUCGGCGUCGGUGCUGUGCGAGAUGUCGCGGAGUCUGUCGCUGCGGCCGUCAGUGCGCAACUCGCCGACCGCGCCGACUCGCUUGUCGACCUCAUGACCCUGCCUGGUGCGACGGAUCCGGAUCUGCAAGGUCCGAAACAGACGAUGGUCGAGGGAGAGACGGUUGCGACUUUCGUUACGGAGGUGUCUGAUCGCGCGGACGAACUCGCCGCCAUGCUCGACACGCAGACGAACGGCCAAGACCUCAGCGAAUCGCUCAUCGACGAAUUCCUCGUGCUUGAUCAGGAAGUCGGUCCUGCUGCCGCGACACCUCGGCCCGCUACGCCGGCAUCGUCCAUCCUCGCCGAGCAGCAACAAGCAUCGCCGACUCCACGUCCGGCAAAGGAGCGCCCGCGGCUGCUCCAACCCGCCGCUGAGCCCAGUCGCCUGCGAUUCGGUGCCGGCAACGUUCUCGUGAGGACGAACGAGCCUCGGGCGCAACGAUCAUUGCUUGAACGACAAGCGGACGCCGAGAAGAUCGCCUUUGACUCUCAGUCGCAGUCCGCCUCACCUGCUCCGCCGCCGCCCAAGAAGUCGAAGUCGAAGUCAGCUAGCUCGAAGGGCAAGGGGAAGGCAGUCCCAUCUCCGUUGUCGCCAGAAGGCGCUCGCUCGGCUCAGCAGGAUCUUGCCUCGCCCGAGCGAGACGUGCAGCAGUCGCCCUCGCUCGAACAGACGGACGACCUUUCGACACAGCAGCAAUCUGUCGCGGGUCCCUCGGCCUUCUUCCCCGAGAACGACUUUUUCGAGAACGAGUUCGGCGGUGGAGGCAGCGAAUUCGGCGGCGAGGACGCUGGGCUGGAGGGAGGCGAAGGAGGCCUUGACUUCGCCGGCGCAUACAGCGUCGACGGUCGCGGCGAGCGGGACGCUUUCAUCGGAGUUGACGAUGCGACAGGCCGGCGGUCAGCUACCGAUCGCGAAGUUUCGCCCCGAGCAGAUCGCAGUCGGGCCAAGGGCAAACAGCGUGCAACGUACGACGCCGAGGAACCGUCCGCCCAGGCUCGCGUUGCUAUCUUCAAGGCGGCCGGUCGCGCUGCGCCGACUUCCAGGCGAGCCGCGCAAGCCGCACGGCGGGAAGACGGAUCGUCCGACUCCGACUCUACCGAUGAGGAUGUCCGGGAACGGCGGCGAGCUCGUCAUCAGCGGCUGCAAGCGCGACAAGACGACGGGCCCAGCGGUCACAAACGCCGACGCUCGGAGGAGGUCUUCUCCGAUGACGACGCGCCAGCUGCUCGCAAGCAGAAGACGUCGGGUCGGCAUCAACGCUUGUCGUCCUCGCCUCAGCCACCGCCUAAGCCGAGUCAGUCUGGCAAUAUGUACGCCUUUGGGCGAAACGAGCCGGGAGGCAGGAUCCCGUGGACGACCAAGGAGGAGCGGUUGCUGGAGAAGUUGCUUCAGUCGUACGGUUCGCACUGGGCGACGAUGAUGGAGCUGCAUGGACCGAAUGGCACGUCGACGCGCACGUUCCGACACAGGAACAACGUCGCUCUCAAGGACAAGGCGGUCAACAUGAAGGUCAAGAUUCUGCGGGCGGGCGGUACCCCUCCAGAGUGGAUGAGCGUUGUCCACGUUCCGAAAAACAAGCUGCCGAAGACUCUGCCGCAGGGACCGCGUCCGAACGAGACGGACGACGAAUCCUCCGAGUAG